This is a messenger RNA of Rhizophagus irregularis DAOM 181602=DAOM 197198, 587 nucleotides long. The record is from RefSeq and is a predicted model, not a curated record. Lineage: Eukaryota; Fungi; Glomeromycota; Glomeromycetes; Glomerales; Glomeraceae.
UCAUAUCCUACCUCUCUUCUUGCAACAUAUUUAUUUUUAAUAGGGAAUCAAAAUUCAUUCUCACCUUGGUCACCAAAACCGACAAUUGAAAAUGCGAUAUUAUUCAUUUUGAUGACAGUAUUUUCAUUCAUAAUUGUUAUAUAUUUAAUGAAUUUAAUUAUUGGUUUACUUGGUGACGAGAUUAAAAAGAAUAAUGAUGAUGCCUUGUAUUACGUACAAAAGGCGGAAAUUAUAGCAGAAAUUGAACUUUUUUAUUUAUUACCUCAUCAAAGACGUUGGAGAACUUGGUUUCCUGAAAUAAUUGUAAGUGUUGAAAAAGCUCGGAAACACAUUAGAGAAGCAAUCAACAAUGGUGAAUGGAAAAUGAAUGAUUGGCCUGAAAUGAAGCAAAAAAUUUUAAAGCUUCUUAGCAUGGAUGAUACUAUUGUUAAUCAAGCAGUUUAAUUUUUUUUACAUUUUACAUAAUGAAAUUAACUAAUUGAUAGUUUAAAACGUUAAUUUUAUAAGAAAAAAUUUGUUUUUUUUAACAUUAUUUUAAUAAAGUUUCGCGUUUUUUUAAUAAAAAAGGUUUUUUAACACUUUAAUUA